AUGCCAAAGAAGAGGAGUGAACAUGGCUCUGUGAGUGGAAAAGCGUCGAACAAGAGCUCUUCACGAGGUUCAGCUAUGCAAGCUACUCCACUAGUUGAAGACACGGUGCUUCAAUCGCUCUCUAAGGAGUUAACUUAUCUGCACAACCGUGUUUGCGUGUUGCCUAGUGACAGCCCUAUUCAAGUUCCACUACCUAAGGAAAUGUUCCAUUACGAUGAUGAUGCAAUGGCAUGGCUAUUCAAAGAAGAUGUGAAGGAAUUUCUAAGUGGUGCAAUGCUUAACAUUUCCCUCAUUCAAAUAUGCAUCAGAGCACUCCAGGAGCACUUAUGGGAGCUUGGUUCUCCAUGUCAAAUUGGGUGGUUAUGCCCUGAGCAGAUCUCCACUGCUAGAAUCUUAGGCAACCACGCUGACGUGUUGUACUAUGUUGAACGGGGUAUCAAGGAAUCAGUGCGUGCGGGAGACAUGUUUAUAUUUGCCCCAUAUUAUGAGGAGUACAUCAGAUUAUGCUUGUUAAAUUCAUUUGUUUUCCCAGUUUAUAUGCUGCACUUGCCUAAUAAUUGA
Molecule: messenger RNA, 561 nt
Organism: Chenopodium quinoa (quinoa)
Lineage: Eukaryota; Viridiplantae; Streptophyta; Magnoliopsida; Caryophyllales; Amaranthaceae
Exons: 2
Coding region: 1-561 (186 amino acids)
Source: RefSeq, a predicted model, not a curated record